Molecule: messenger RNA, 1671 nt
Organism: Pseudozyma hubeiensis SY62
Lineage: Eukaryota; Fungi; Basidiomycota; Ustilaginomycetes; Ustilaginales; Ustilaginaceae
Exons: 1
Coding region: 1-1671 (556 amino acids)
Source: RefSeq, a predicted model, not a curated record
AUGUCGACAACACGACCCGGUCGCCAGUAUACCGUCGCAACAUCACGUAAAGCUGCAGAGGCCAUGUACCGACAGCCGUCGUACGACCGAAGCUUCGACUCUGUCCGCUAUCCCUCCAACACGAGCCAGCCUAGCCUCUCACACAGCUUCAGCACCUAUUCCGAGUCCACGCCGUCGUCCGUCUGCCGACCCGACUUCGGCGACUACCCUCACAACAUGUCUCAAAGCGACUGCGGCGCCAGCAUCGCCUCGGAAGUGGCAGCUUCGUACGACGACACGUCCGACGUCGAUGAGGUGCCCGUCGGAGUGGCUAGCUCCAAGUCGACGUUGAUCAAGUUCGUCGAGCCCGUGGUGCAGCGCGACGCUUCUCACGGCCAGGGACGCUUGACGGGCAUGAAGAAGAAAAAGAUGCUGCGUGAAAAGGCAGCACAGGAUGGUGAAGCUGAAAUCAUCCACCAUUUGCCGUUGCUUGGCUUCUCAAACACCCGCACGAUAUCCACCGACGAUCAGGCUCUGCACAAAGACGUGCUCAGCUUUCCUCUCGUGCCUCCAAGGGACGCACACAUCACGCCGCGACAGGAAGAAUGGAACGUGGAUGCGAUCGAUAUCGCGCUAGAAGAUCUGGUGCUCGAUAAAGGCAAGAUCGCUUCGAAUGGGAUGAGGGGCGCUGCAGCCCAUUCGGUGCUCGAUGAGGCUCAAGAGGAAGAGACACCAUAUCACCGUUCUCGCGCGUUGAGCGAUGCAAGGCGGGCUCAGAAUUUGCGUCGUCCUCCUCCUCCUCCUCCUGUCGAUGCUCUACUGCCACCUUUGCCUCCGCUGGCGUCAGCCCCGACAGAGUCAGAGGAGAGCGAGACGCCUUCAGCAGAGGGCAAGGUGGCAGGUCUUGGUCCUGUCUCUGAUCAUCCCCUCGCAGAAACCGGUGCCGAUCAAGCCAGCCUCGCCAGGAGUCAUGCCAUGCUGGCGUUGCGCAACAGCAACGGAUCUGCCGUAGAUAGCGACGACGACGUAUUUGCCUUCCGACCUCCCAGUCUUCCUGGCCAUGGCGACGAACAACAUGGAACGGUACGCGAAUCUCGCCUCGCACGAAGCAGCAACCUUCGACUCGACUCGAUGGCGUCUUCCAACCACAGCAGCCUGCGGGACAUGGAUCCUCGCGAAAUAAUGCAACGGGCGCGCUCUCAAGCGCUUUGCUACGGCCUCGAUGCUGAGAUCGGCCAGUCGCUCGACGUCGAAGCCGAAUGUGGCUUCGCAAGCGCCAGCAGCAACAGUGUCAGCAACCAAACGGUGCAGGCCGAAGACCUACCGCCUCUUCUCUCGAAUCACUACCUACAAGGGCAGGUACAUCCGACCGAAUACGAACGCCUCAACCGGCUCCCCGAACGACUUCUUGCCGCUGCCAGCUCCUCCGGCGCGAACGCUUUGUCCCAUAAGCAUCUCUCGAAGCACAAGAAGCGCACCGAUUCUUCACGACCGAUGCCGCACUACGAGCCCAUCAGCAUCCUCCGCGCCGAAGCUGCUUUCCUCAAAGAAGACGUACCGAAAAGGAAGAAGAAGGAUCGAAUGUGGUCCGGGGCCGGCGGCAAUGCCUCUUCGUCGGACGUGUCGAGCGUUUCAGAUGGUCAUCAGCGAUUGAAGUCGUUCAAAUCGACGAUGCGUCUCAAGAAGUUGUGA